CCCGUGAGAUCCGGGGGGGGGGGGGUGUGUGCACUGUAGUUCCGGAUUCUUCAGGCUGUUUGGAUCGUAAAGAUUUGCUACGAUAUUUUAUUUGUUUAUUUUUUAAAAAAGUCAUUAGCAGAAUUGAAUCGUAGCAAUUUUUAUUUAUUUUUGUUUGUUGCUUGGCUCGAAGCGAUUUUGGAUUUGGUUGUAUAUGAGGAAAUUUCCAUUUGAUGGUAUGUAAGUAAGGGCGAGGAAAAGUUCCGGGAUUAGGAACUUCGACUCUUGAGUCACAUUUUGAAAUCGACAUCUGCAGAGAGUCCGUGUUGUGGUGGUGUUGAGGUUGGAGUGAAGCAGAGUAGUAAGGACCACAGAAAUGGUGGUAAAGGAGCAGGACGAGAAGUCUAACAACUUGCGGGAGCUUUUGAGCAGCUUUUAUGGGUCGGGCUCGUCUGAUUCCGAGUCGCGAUUCGAGCCCCCUGAUGCAUUGCAAGGAAUCGAUCUCCCAAAUUUUGACUCCGAUCGCUACAUUUCUUCCUUGGAUCAACAUACUCCUAUUUCAGCCACGUUGUUCUCUUUUCCCUUUGUCCUGAAGUGCUGUAGAGUUGAUUUCGUAUUGGUACUCUACACACAGCUUGUUAAGACACCAUUGGAUCGCUUGCGGGAUCGGCAUGUUGAAAUGGCAGCUGAGAUCAAAACUUUGGAUAGUGAUAUCCAAUUCUUGGUGUAUGAAAACUACAACAAAUUCAUAAGUGCAACUGAUACAAUACGUCGCAUGAAGGAAAAUGUAUCUGGCAUGGAGUUGGAGAUGGACCAACUUCUUAAAAUGGUCACUAUUGUUAGGGGGGAAAGUGAUGGGGUCAAUGCCUCUUUGUGUAAACGCCGUGAGCGUAUCGAGGAACUCAACCGUACUCGAAGUCUCCUUCGGCAAAUUCAGUUUGCUUUUUCUCUACCACACCGCCUUCGUAAAUGCAUUAACACGGAGAAUUAUGUAGGAGCUGCAAAGUAUUAUUAUGGUUCACUUCCGAUCCUGAAGGCGUACGGGCAAUCAUCUUUCCGGAAAUGCAAGGAAGAAUCGGAUGCAAUAAUAAGCACCCUUAUCAAAAGGCUACAAGCUAAGAUAAAGGAUCGUUCGGUUCUGCUCCCAGCUCGAGCUCAAGCAGUUUCACUUCUUCAGCAACUAAAGCAUCCGGCACUGGAGACUUCAACUUCACGAAAGGAACUCCACACGGAAGAUGAGAAGGAUUUUAUACAAGAGUUUUUGGACGAAUCAGUCAAAUUUCGAGAGAUUUUUCCGAAUGGCGAAGAUCACCUUUUACAUAUUUCAACUGAAUUCUUUGAUGAUUACUUCAAGACUGUGAAUCUUUCACUGCAGCCUGAUAGUGGGGAGAUGUUGGCAGCAGAGCUGAAUAUUUCUUUUCGGCAGCUAUUACUGGAUGUUAGUAGGAUGAAUGAAUUGUUUCCAAGGGCAAAUCUUCUAGAUCGUGCGUCUGAGGCAGUGGAAAAUGCUGUGCGAAAACAUGUGACAAAGCAGUUUAAUUGCCUUAACAUUCGCAUCAAAGCCUCGUUACGCAUAACGGAUCUUUCAAGGAAACCUGAUUCGCAACAGCCUCCAAAAACUCUCAAAGCUUUCCUUGAGAUCGCACAGAAGACAAUUAUAGAUGGUAGCCUUGAAGUCUUACAGGACCUGAAGGAACUCCUCGUCAAAAGCAAGUCAUAUUUUGCCCGUUGGGCAGAUGAAUACACUGACCUAGUCCAAGGAGGUUUCCAGGAGCUAUUCACCAACCUUAUUGAUCAUUUUGGAUUUCUUUGUGCUCAAUCUGUUGAAACCCCGCCACAAUCAGACGAAUCACAAUCUGCGCAGACAGUAACCCCAAGUUUGAUUCUUUUAUUGUCCCUUCUGUCAAUAUACCUUUAUCAAACUGCUGUACCACAAAUCACUGAGUUAGUGGGGACUUGGUUUCCUGGUGGAGGCGCAAUGGGAUCUGAGGGACGUCCAGCUUUCGUUCCCUCUGAAAUUUGUCGUUUUCUCAACACUACUGGAGAGAAACUUCUUCAGCAGUACGUUGAUGUUCAAGCUCGCAAUUGUUCUGUCGUAGUGCGAAAAGCUGUGAACACUCCCAAUUGGUUGGAGUACAAAGAGCCAAGCAACAUCCGUUCGUUUUCAGACCUACUCUUGCAAGAAGUGGGAAGGAUUCAAGCAGACGUACAGCAAUUACUACCUCUAGGGCCCACCCGUGCCUACCGACACAAGAUUACUUUUGGCAGCGUAGGACCAUCUCAAAGUGCUUCCGUAAGGCAAGAUGGUCAUCGCUCUGCCUCCAAUCUUCCCAAAGUGCGAAGCCAAUUACUGGAGAGGGAUGUGGCGAGACCGCUUACAGAGAAAGUUGAGAUCUUCACCAAAGUUGAAUAUAAUCAACUGUGGGUGAUAUCAACAGUGGUAAAGAUGACGCUGAAAACCUUUGAGGAAUGCGUCCGACUUCAGACUUUCAAUCGGGGCGGUUAUCAACAGAUACAACUGGAAUGUCAUUAUUUAAGAGAGCCGCUGCAAAAUUUGGUUGACGAUGCGACAGUGGUCGAAGUCAUGUUAGAUGAAGUUUGUUCUGCAGCAUUAGAGCGAUGCCGAGACCCAGUGCCUCUGGAUACUGUAGCCUUGGAUAGGCUUGUGCAGGCGAAGAAAGCUAAAACGGAGUCUGCUGAAGAAGAGGCACCUGCUCAAAUUGGAGCUUAGUAAAUCUCUAGCAGCAACUUGGAUUUUUUUUCAAUUACUCUUGCGUGCAACCUGGUCCCAGCUCUUGCUCUGAUUUGUUGCGCACCGUGAGACAAAUCGUGACCGGGUUUCGCUAGCGUGCUAGCUACCAUAUUAGCACAUAUUUUUUUAACAAAAAUGGAGUUCGUGGUAACACCACUUCAUACGGUUGCUUUUGUCAUGCGCUAUGAAAUGAUAUGGACCAAAAGUAAGAUUACUCUUGAAAUCAGUCCAAGUAUUAUGUUGGACACCCACCAUGAAAGCCAUCUAGUUUCCUUAGUUGCAGGAGCCGGUUCGAUGUCAGCUUCUGGAUCGUUAUACAAGUUGCGGCGACAUGUGUUCUGGAGAAACAAGAUGAAAAUUAAUUUGAUGGCGACAUCAGCAAAGUGUGGUGACUCAAAGCUUACCUAAGCACACCCGCUACUUUCCUGGCUACUCUCAUAACACCUGCUACCCUGUCUUUUCCAGGGCCACGUGUCUCAUUAUUGGACCAAUUACCACCUUCGUAGUCAUAGUUACCUUGGUCGCAAUUUAUUUUCGAACUAAUCAAUACUAGCAGACCUGUUCAGGUGCUGGAAUACAUCGAACACCACAAAACUGUCUUCGGAGAAACAGUUGACGGGGGACCGAUCGACAGGAGAUCCACAUAUUGCUUGCCACGAGACACGGCAAAUCGAGAAUGAUGCCUGCAAUUUAGAACCUCCAGUCUACAAAUUGUGCUGCCAUCGCAACUAGUCUUUCUCGAAGUCAUAUUCCAUCCUGCACCUGCGUGCUAUCAACAUGGGCUCCAAGUCAUCAUCUGUCAGGAUAUCAAAAUCAAACUUCACCGGCUUCCCGUGCAUACUCUUUUGAAGGGAACCGCGCAGCAUGCUCUUUAAGGCCAAGGUACGUAGCAUUCAAGGCUUCGUGACUUUCAGGACUGCGAGGGCAACUGACGACACCGAUGUGUCGAAGCAUCUUCUUUACAGAAUAUGGGAUUCAAGAUUAAGGAAAUAGCACAGAAUUCACGUUGGAAUUCAUAGUAUGGGAACCACGCUCAACUCCGUGCGACACCGAAGCCCUUCCAGAUGAGAACAGACCACGUGGCGACCCCGGGAAAGUGGAAAUAGCGUUCCUUUCCCGAAUCAGCCUUUCGAGAAGAGAUUAUUAGUGUGCUUCAGAAUAUACUGUGGGUGAGUUUGGCAGGAAAAGAGUAAAAGAUAGACACGCCUCCAUCCAACCAGCCAGUCCUCACCUUGCCUCGGCCUCUGCCUCCGACACAAAUAUGGGGAGGCAAGCAAAACGAACAAAAAUAAGGCCAAGAGAAUGUAAAAGUCCGCUCAAUACCAACAGAACUUCAGAGCGAGGAAUCUGUCUGUCAUUUAGGAAACCCCUUCUGACGACAAACCGGCGCUGUCUGGAUCGGUACAUUAUUAUACUGCUUCAUGUU
Physcomitrium patens is the source of this 4157-nucleotide messenger RNA. Its product is annotated as vacuolar protein sorting-associated protein 51 homolog. Gene Ontology annotation, cellular component: GARP complex; membrane; EARP complex. NCBI's taxonomy places the organism in Eukaryota, Viridiplantae, Streptophyta, Bryopsida, Funariales, Funariaceae. Gene Ontology annotation, biological process: retrograde transport, endosome to Golgi; lysosomal transport; Golgi organization. The record is from RefSeq and is a predicted model, not a curated record.